UCAUAUUAUUUUCAGCUGCUCGAAUAAUAUUUCAGGUCAGCUCAAUUUGACUGAUUAUUAUUAAAUUGAACAGCAAUAUGGCCGAUAACGCAGAACCACUGACUUUGUCCAGAGAUGUCAAAAGAUCGAUAGAGCUCUUGGAAAAGCUGCAAGCGAGUGGCGACUUCCCCACGACAAAACUGGCCGCCCUGCAGAAGGUGCUCAACUCGGACUUCAUGACCUCCGUGCGGGAGGUGUACGAGCACGUCUACGAGACGGUGGACAUCCAGGGCUCCCACGACGUGAGGGCAUCCGCCACUGCCAAGGCCACUGUGGCAGCCUUCGCAGCCAGCGAGGGGCACGCUCAUCCCAGAGUCGUCGAGCUCCCGAAAACGGAGGAGGGUAAGACACGCCCCUAUGAGCUAAGAAUCGAGGGGAUUCCCCUAUAUCAUAAAACCAAUACCUUGAUUGUAAAGGUCUAUAGACCGAGAAUAUAUGUUUCUAUUAUACAUCUUAUAUGGAAAGCUUUAUCAAUCUUUAAUUUUUGUUUUUCAGGCUUGGGUUUCAAUGUAAUGGGGGGCAAGGAGCAAAACUCGCCCAUCUAUAUAUCCCGAAUAAUACCUGGAGGCGUGGCUGACAGGCAUGGUGGUCUGAAAAGGGGAGAUCAACUUUUGUCUGUGAAUGGUGUGUCUGUCGAAGGAGAAAACCACGAGAAGGCCGUAGAGCUAUUAAAGCAAGCUGUCGGAUCUGUAAAGCUGGUGGUACGCUACACACCAAAGGUUCUCGAGGAAAUGGAAAUGCGAUUUGAUAAGCAACGCAACACACGUCGUCGCCAAUAAGGCACAUCGGCAAAAACUUGUGCCAUAGUAGUUUUUGCCAUUAGACCAUGCUGAUAUGCACGUAUCAAGCCCUUUACGAAUAAUAUAAUUUAACACAAAUACCAUUUAUAUAUUAUUUAUUACAAAGAAACUCUGGAAAAUUACUCUUUAAUCGUAAAAAGUGAGUGUUAUGUAUUUGUAACUAAUUACCGCGUUGGUUUUUGUUCCAAUAAAUGUAAUUAAAACUGUC
Messenger RNA from Drosophila melanogaster (fruit fly), 1047 nucleotides. RefSeq names its product veli (gene veli). Bases 78 to 818 code for a protein of 246 amino acids. The transcript has 3 exons. Gene Ontology annotation, cellular component: anchoring junction; basolateral plasma membrane; cell junction. Lineage: Eukaryota; Metazoa; Arthropoda; Insecta; Diptera; Drosophilidae. The record is from RefSeq and is marked reviewed.